Molecule: messenger RNA, 4594 nt
Organism: Hymenoscyphus albidus
Lineage: Eukaryota; Fungi; Ascomycota; Leotiomycetes; Helotiales; Helotiaceae
Source: the annotation of a GenBank genome assembly
UUUCUGUGACGAGCACAUCUCACCCAACUACCCCGCAUACGUAUACGCGAUAUUUUUUGCAUCAUAAAUUCUACUACGGUCUCCUCCGACACGCCGAUUAAUACGAAGGACGGAGUACAGUAAGAGCACAAAGAAGGGUCGAAGGGUCCAAGGUCAGUGGCUAGACCACGUACUGAUCCAAGCUGGAUGGUGCAGUGCCUCGCAACAUCCAACCUCCCCAACCCGGAGACUGGCAAACCCCUUUGACAUCCGCAAAACUCGAUUCUUGGCCGAAACUUAUAGUUUCGCAAUCGCAUCCUUUCUGCGCUGAUUUGAUCCGGCCAAAUUGUGUUCCUUGGGAAUCUCGUCGACGCGUACGCUUGCAAGCAUGUCGGAUGUAGGAGAAGGGUACGCAAUUCUGCCAUAUUUGUUGUUAAACGUGCACCUUACCCCGCUACCAAAUGUUGGGAGGGGGAAAGGUGGCAAGGGGAAGAGCGAGAGCAGGAACAAUUUGAUAUACUAACAUCAUGCCCUAUCUUAGUAGUCUCACCCAUAAACGGAGCAAGUCCUCCGCCCUCUCGAAACUUCGACGAGGAAAGGGCGAUGAGCGAGAUGGACCACUGCCAGAUGACGCCUCCACGUCGUCCCUUCCCUCGGGAGCCAUGUCUCCAAGCUUGUCUCACCCCUCCUCGCGAGGCCACGCUUCGAAACCAUCCACAGGCACGGCGGGCAUGAUGCGAUCAACGUCCAGUCUACAGGUGCAAAGAAAUUCCUUGAUCUCCCCCCCGAGCGCCCCCGCAAUGCAGGACAAAACGGUGUCGAUUGAGCAAUCGGUGCGAAAGUUUAGGAUAUUCGAGGCAUUGAGAAGUGGCGAUACGGCCUCCAUCUCGAAGGCUCUACGAGAGACGGAUGCAAGUGCACAUCGCAUGAGCACAUCCACCGUCUCUGGUGUUGGGGCUUCUGGCGCUCUGGAGGAUACGACCAUACUGCAUCUGGCAAUUCAAUGCGCGGAGCAUCCUGUGAUUGAAUACAUUCUGUCUGACGGAGCUGGCUCGAUUGAUGUCAACGCAAGAGAUAAGGAAGGGAAUACGGCUUUGCAUUUGGCAGCACAACAAGGACGCGGACCUGCUGUUCGAUUACUUUUGGAGCAGGAGGGAAUCAAUGAUUCGAUUGCAAAUUACCAUGGCCGUUUACCCCUUGAUCUUGCCCGAACACCUGAUAUUUUCCAGCAACUACAACUAUCCCGUUCAAUAUUUGUCGAUGGAAAGAUUAGGCAAGUACAGGCUUUGGUUCAACAGGGAGAUUACACAAGACUAGGAGAAGUGCUGGAAGAGCCCCGUGUGAAGACCGUUCUGGACAUCAAUGGAGGGGAAUUUGCAUCUGAUAUUACAACUAUACAAUCCGGGGGUACUCUGUUGCACGAAGCUGCGAGAAAGAAGAAUACUGCGUUGAUCGAGGUUCUACUUCGCCAUGGUGCUGAUCCAUUUCGCCGGGAUCGAAGAGGGAAACUGCCACAGGACGUUACCAAGGACGACAACACGAGAGCGAUGCUCAAGAAAUCGCCUGCAGCGGUGGCAGCACAACGUGGGAUACAAGAAAAGGCCGUUCUAGGAAAUGCAUCUCAGCAAGCUUCACACGCUCCUCCCGGGGACGCUCUUGCAGGAAAGGAUGGUCGAGAGAUGAAAGGGUAUCUUAAAAAGUGGACAAACUAUCGGAAAGGAUAUCAAUUGCGUUGGUUUGUGCUUGAGGAUGGGGUAAUGAGCUACUACAAACAUCAAGACGAUGCCGGUUCUGCUUGCCGAGGAGCAAUCAACAUGCGAAUCGCGAGCCUCAAUAUGGAUCCUACUGAGAAGACCAAGUUCGACAUUAUUGGCAAAUCCUCUGUCAAAUAUCAUUUGAAGGCCAAUCAUGAAGUUGAAGCCAAGAGAUGGUUUUGGGCACUGAAUAAUUCCAUCCAAUGGACGAAAGAUCAAGCAAAGGAGGAAGAACGACAGAGGCAUAAGAGUGCAGAACUUCUUAGGCAAGCAAAGGCUGAGCAUACUAACCCUUCCACCUCUGACCUCGUACCUCCUGGAGGCGAAAUGAGUGAUCGAGACGCACGACGAAGCAGCUUUCAAUCUACCCACAGUCGCCUAAUACCACAACCAAGCAAAAAUGGAAGCAGCAGCAAAGUAGCAUUCAACACAGGAAGUGUGGCGGACGACGAUGAUGGCACCGCAUAUGGAUCUUAUGAUCCAAGUUAUAUGGGUGAGACCAAGGCCACAAGUCAAGGACCUUCACCUGAUGGCGAUGAUGAGGAAGACUAUGGUGAAAAUGAUGGAUCAAGCGACCGUGAACAGCCUGUUGCAAAGGAUGCGUUUGAUAUCAUUGCUCAGUCAGCGAAGCUGCAGUUGGAUAUGAUGGGGCAGGUGAAUGCAGCAUUGCAAAGCGAGCAACUACGGAACUCAUCGCUGUCUAUCGGCGAUCCUCUGGCUCUUCAAGCCGUAUCAACAUACGACUCCUCUAUCCGUAAUCUGAAGGGUCUUGUUGGGGAUUUACUCAAAAUAUCCAAAGACAGAGACGCAUACUGGCAAUACAGACUUGAUCGCGAGGCAGACAUGCGUCGUAUGUGGGAAGAAAGUAUGGCCAAGGUAGCCCACGAGCAAGAAAUACUCGAGGCUAGAGUCGGCGAGGCAGAGGAAAAGCGAAAGAUCACCAAGAGAGCUCUUCGUGAGGUCAUCAGUGGUAACGCACCUAUAACCAGUCGACCUGUUAGUCGUGGCGAGGCGGAUGCCGAAGAAGUCGUCGCUGAAGCUCUUGAGGAGGUUGGUAUGGACAAUGAGGUUACUGCCCCUAGUGCUGUCACACGCAAGUCUUCAGCUUCGGUCAAGAGCGCUACUCGUCAACAGUCGGUAUUGAAUCAGAUUACCAACUUAUCCGACUCUGAAUCCGAGGAUGAAGAGGAGUUCUAUGAUGCUGUAGAUGCUGGCGAAAUUGAACUUGCGUCGAUGCCUGCCGUUAGUGUUAAGGAUCAGAAAGGAAACCGCCCUGAAGUAGGCGCACUUGACCUUACUUCUUCAUUCAGUGGUUACGAAGAUGGUAUUCGCAAGAGACUUAAGAUGGAUGCCGAUGACAGACCUAAGAUAUCCUUAUGGGUAAGUCACGAUCCAUAAUUUAUUGUCCACAAGCUAAUUUCCUUGCAGAGUAUUCUCAAGUCUAUGAUUGGUAAAGAUAUGACAAAAAUGACCUUACCCGUCUCUUUUAACGAACCUACAUCUUUACUUCAACGAUGUGCAGAAGAUAUGGAAUAUGCCGAUCUUCUGGAUAUCGCUGCCGAACGAACUGAUUCUACAGAGCGUAUGGUCUACGUUGCAGCAUUUGCAGCAAGUGAGUAUGCCUCGACCAUUGGCCGAGUUGCAAAACCUUUCAAUCCUCUAUUGGGUGAGACGUUUGAGUAUGUACGACCAGACAAGAACUAUCGUUUCUUCAUCGAACAAGUCAGCCAUCAUCCACCUAUUGGUGCAGCCUGGGCAGAAUCUCCAAAGUGGACUUACUAUGGAGAGUCUGCUGUCAAAUCCAAGUUCUAUGGAAAAUCUUUCGACAUCAAUCCUCUUGGGACGUGGUUCUUGAAGCUUCGACCCAGUGGCUCAGAGACCGAAGAACUGUACACCUGGAAGAAAGUAACGUCCUCAGUCAUUGGUAUCAUCACAGGAUCACCUACUGUUGACAAUUACGGCCCAAUGGAAGUCAAGAAUUGGAAUACCGGUGAGGUUUGUGUCAUUGAUUUCAAAGCCAGAGGAUGGAAAGCAUCAAGUGCCUACCAAAUCUCCGGACGAGUCAACGAUGCAGAUGGUCAAACACGAUAUAGUAUCGGUGGACGCUGGAACAGCAAAAUGUACGCUCGUCUCACACCAGGCUAUGAAGCUACUCCAGAAGAGCCGAAAGCAGGUCGUGGUAAUGAUGCCUCUCAAGCAUUCCUCGUAUGGGAAGCCAAUGCUCGACCAACUGGAAUCCCGUUCAAUCUUACGCCUUUCGUCGUCACACUCAAUGACUGCAACGACAAGUUGAAACCUUGGUUACCGCCAACCGAUACGAGACUCCGACCCGAUCAAAGGGCUAUGGAGGAUGGAGAGUACGAAUUCGCUGCUACGGAGAAGAAUCGGGUUGAGGAGAAGCAGAGGGCUACCCGACGGAAGAAGGAGGAGACUGGGGAGGAGUUCAAGCCGAAGUGGUUUGAGAAGGAUGUGUGUCCAGUCACUGGGGAGAGUUACUGGAAGUUUAGUGGGAGAUAUUGGAGUGAGAGAGAGAAGGCACUUACUGGGGAGGUAUGGAAGGAGGUUGAGGAAAUAUUUUAGAGGGAUGCGAGGAAAAAAGGGGUUUGUGGAUAGGAUCGGGUAUGUAUGGAUAUUGAAUAUAUGUCUUUUCUUCUAUCUUUUGGAGGGACUUGGUAAUGGUUUGGUGGAUGGCUGGAUGGGAUGUGUAUAAGGCAUCAGUUCAGCUCUUUCUUGGGCGUGUCUGUAGUCAUAGGACUUUUUCUUUUUUUGAUGGCUUUUUACACUUCUCGGUUUGAUACUUAUGAAUGAAUGACUUGUUAGCGUUGAGUGGUACUUGAGACUUAAGACUUGAGAAUUAUGAG